Messenger RNA from Cebus imitator (Panamanian white-faced capuchin), 365 nucleotides. Its product is annotated as cytochrome b-c1 complex subunit 8-like. The record is from RefSeq and is a predicted model, not a curated record. The transcript has a single exon. Gene Ontology annotation, biological process: mitochondrial electron transport, ubiquinol to cytochrome c. The coding region runs from base 58 to 276 and encodes 72 amino acids. Lineage: Eukaryota; Metazoa; Chordata; Mammalia; Primates; Cebidae.
CCGGAAGUGACGAACGAGUCCACCGAAUCGGUGACUGCGGUUGGGGCUGCCGCCACCAUGGGCCGCGAGUUUGGGAAUCUGACGCGAAUGCGGCAUGUGAUCUCCUACAGCUUGUCACCUUUCGAGCAGCGCGCCUUCCCGCACGUCUUCUCUAAAGGAGUCCCCAACGUGGUGCGCCGCGCUCGGGAGUCUUUCCUUCGCGUGGUGCCGCCGUUUAUAGGGUUUUAUCUUCUCUACACAUGGGGGACUGAAGAGUUUGAGAGAUCCAAGAGGUAGAAUCCGGCCGACUACGAAAAUGACAAAUAAGCAAUGCAUCCGAAUGACAGUUCCCUGACUCUGAAAGACCUUUCUCUGGAAGAGGAGUC